This is a messenger RNA of Wyeomyia smithii (pitcher-plant mosquito), 9287 nucleotides long. Its product is annotated as C2 domain-containing protein 5. Gene Ontology annotation, molecular function: calcium ion binding; calcium-dependent phospholipid binding. Bases 134 to 3343 code for a protein of 1069 amino acids. The record is from RefSeq and is a predicted model, not a curated record. NCBI's taxonomy places the organism in Eukaryota, Metazoa, Arthropoda, Insecta, Diptera, Culicidae. The transcript has 15 exons. Gene Ontology annotation, biological process: positive regulation of D-glucose transmembrane transport; protein localization to plasma membrane; intracellular protein transmembrane transport. Gene Ontology annotation, cellular component: plasma membrane.
CUGGCAUCUCUGGUCUUUUGUGAAUAACGAAUAAUAAGCAACAUAAACAUAAACAACCUGCUGUAAAGAAAGAAACGAUAAGAAACGAUUUAUGUAUCCUUAAAAUACGUAAAUUUUCCAAAAUAUAAACAGAAUGCCAGGUAAAGUUAAAGUAAAAAUUCUCGCGGGCCGCAAUUUGCCGGUUAUGGACAGAGGAAGUGAUACUACUGACGCUUUUGUUGAAAUAAAAUUAGGAUCUACGACUCAUAAAACAGAUGUAUGCAGAAAAAGCUUGAAUCCUGUUUGGAAUUCCGAUUGGUAUAGAUUUGAGGUCGACGAUUCUGAUUUGCAAGACGAACCUUUGCAAGUUCGUUUAAUGGACUAUGAUACAUACUCAGCGAAUGAUGCAAUUGGUAAAGUGUAUAUUAACUUAAGUCCUCUAUUGCAUUCUCUUUCAACGGAUAAGCCUACACAAACCAGUAAUCUUGGGAAAGGUUCGGUAAUGUCUGGGUGGAUUCCAGUAUACGACACGAUGAACGGUGUUCGAGGAGAAGUCAACCUCAUCGUUAAAGUUGAUUUGUUCAUCGAUUUCAAUAAAUUUCGCCAAAGCUCUUGUGGCGUAAGAUUUUUCCAUUCACAAAUAAUUCCACAUGGAUACAGUGCUCAGGUUGUCCAUGGGUUUGUGGAAGAAUUAGUCGUUAAUGAUGAUCCAGAAUAUCAGUGGAUUGAUAAAAUUCGGACUCCUCGUGCUUCCAACGAAGCUCGACAAAUAGCUUUUAUCAAACUAUCUGGCCAGGUGCAAAGAAAAAUGGGACUAAAAGCUAUAGACCUAGGGGCCAAUGCAGUUAUAGGAUAUACACAGUGUUUCGAUUUAGAAGGCGAUGUAGGCGUUGUCGCCCGAGGAAUUGGAACAGCAGUAACUUUGGUUAAGAUAUACGAGAAUGUAAUUCAUCAUACAUUUGAUGACCCUCUCGCAGAGCAAAUUGAGCUAUCCACUAAUUCAGUACAAACAACAGGUAUAAAUAAAUAUUCCCGAGACAUGUCAGAAUCAAGCGGUAAUCGUAACUCGCAAAGUCCUGGUAAAGCUGGAAUUCCUUGUUCAUCGGCUAUUGUUUUGAAGGAACAUAAUGCAAGUGGAGCAUUCUGUCGGCGGUCGUCUGAUUCUGAUUUGAGCAUCACACCAAAAGGAACUUCUCUAACCUCAAAUGAUCGCUAUUUUGCCGUUUCUUCAAGAGGUCAACCUACAAGUAUUCUAAUAAAAUCACUCAACCACGAUGCCAUAGAUCUAUUGGAAUACCCGUUUCUCACAAUAACAAAAGUUCCACCUGGAUUUGUUCUUCAUAUAGGUGCCACAGUGUCAGCAAGAUCCGUGAAAUUGUUAGCUCGGGUUCCCAAUCUUGAUGAUCCAGAAACUAGAGAUAUGUGGUGGAAUGAACUUCGCAUGGAAAUUCGGUCGCAUGCUCGUGCUAUUGGUUGUAAUAUGGUAUUAGGGUACAUGGAAUCAACGACCAUUUCGGAAGAUGUAUGUGUAUUAUCGGCAGUCGGAACAGCCGCGAUCAUUAAUUUACAAUGUGGAGACGUGAAUAUUGAUUCGAAUAUUCCAACUAAAGCACAAUGUAUCAUCGGAAAUAAGGAGACUAUGACAUCGUCAUUGGAUGACCAAGAUUUUGCAAAAGAUUUUAACAAUACGGCCAAUGCAAGCUUAUCGAUGAAAUGUUUAGACUCCGAACACCAAAAAAUUCAUGAUCUGGAUUUUACUUUUUCAAAUCCAAUUAAUGAAAACAAAACACUUAAAGAAUUAUCAGAUUUCAAAUCGAAUAAUAACUGCAUGGUAUGUCAUAUUCCGUACAAACAAAGUUCUGUUCCAUUCCGAGUCAAUAUGAUGAAAUGUUCAAUUUGUAGAGCUGGAAACGUACCUGAUGUAUUACUUUGCACAAUCGAGAUCCCGGAAACUCUGCAGGUCAAUGGACGCGGAACUCUAAUACAAGCUCAUGUAUGCAGGUCGAAACGAGAUCUUAAAGGAGAAUCCAACGCCAAAGAGAUGUCUGAUGCGCUUCCUUUUCUCGAAAUUGAAUUGCAUAAAUUACUUAUAAAUAAAUUGAAAAUGAGGGGAAUGAACGCAAUUUUCGGUCUGAAAGUUUCUGUCGCUGUUGGAGAACGGAUGAUGGCUUUAGUGGCAACUGGAACUGCUGUAUACUUGUAUGCACUUCCCUCACCAACUGUGCCAAAGAUUCUUGCUGGAAACUCUUGGACAGAUACCGAAAAACUUACUGAGUUGCAAAAGACAAUUCAUGAUACAGUGGAAAGAAAUAAAGAAUUGAGUCAUUUAAAAUUGGUGACCGAAGGGAAUAUCAAUUACAAAACAUUGGCGCAAACAGAUGAUUCUGAUGGUUCUGAGGAGGACAUUAUGGAUAUUGAUAUUACUUAUGGUAAUAAGGAGGCUUGUGUACUAGAGUUAGAUGAUAUGCAUGACAUGGAAAUCAUUUCACUUCUUAUGGAACCAUGUCCUCCAGAUGGUUUCGUUGUUGUGAACACUCAAACAGUUCCUGGACAACAUGAGUUGGAAGUGGUGCGAAAUUUACAAAUGUUUACUCAGAUAUGGCGAGCCAAGCUGCCCACCAAUCAACCUAACACUAGUUUUUCAAAACAUUUCCAACGUUUACUGCAAGUAAUUUAUUUUAAGUUAAGAGCAAUGAUACCGUGUGCAAUAUGUGAUUUGAGAUUCAAGUUGGAUUUUCCGGAAAAUGAUGAAAUUCAACUUCUAGUAACCGGAAUGGCUCUGGGUUUGGGCGAGUUUUCUAAGAUGAAUGCAUUCAACAAAAAACAUGUGGCCAGCACGUCAGUACGAGACCAGCAAAAGCGCAAUGAUGAUGAUAUGAUAUUUAGUAUAGAUGAUGAUAAUUUAUCUGCAGGAAAUACUACUACACAAGGUAUUGCCAUUUCUCAUCUUGCACAAACUGGAUCGCUUAAAAAUAGGCGAAGGUCGCCAUGUCGUGGCAAAUUCAGCUCAGGUCGGAUGGUUAGACAUAUGCCAUUGAAAGAGCGGUAUGGUGUUGACAUCACACCUCUUAAUUAUGUGCCAGGUGGAAAAAUAGAAAAAUACUUAGGAAAUUUGGAUUUUUUUUUCAUCCGAGAGUGUACUGCGGUUAAAGAAAUCGGUGGUAUAAGUGGAUUCGUACAUAGUUUUAUUACUGAUGUAUUAGCUGUAAUUAGAGCUCAUGUCACUGCUCUUGGUGGAAAUGCAAUGGUUGCCUUUUUCAUGACCGAGUUAAUCCUUGUUGACAAUUUACACAAGAAUCAGGGCCAAUGUUUGAUGAGUGUUGGAGGAGAUGUAGUUUUUGUCUCCUAUUUUAAAGACGACUAAUAUGAUUUGGUUGUGAUUUUGUUAUUCAGUCUCUAAUUAGUUAUUUUCCCAACCGCAGGAAACACAUAGAAUCACCAUGGAAUUGUCAUCUAAAAGAUUUAUUAUCAGAAAAAAAACACACCUUCUCUUGCACUUGCGUGUCGUGCUUGUAGAAAUAAUGAAAGUCAUCGAAAUAGGCAAUCUUAUUUUUUAUGAAAUAGUCUAUCUAUGAACUCUAUGACAUUACAUUACAUCUAAUAAAGUGCAACAUAAUUUCUUUCUUUCCCAUUUCCCAAAAUAAGAAAAAGUAUUUGCAUAACUGAUUUUGCUUUUGUCGAUCAAUUUCACUUAGGCGACAUCCAUAAGUACGUCACGCAUGUAGGGGGAAGAGGAGGUUAAGAAAACCAUGACGAAUUGUGUUGUAGGGGGGAGGGCGGCGUAUAACGUUGUGUGACGUCACAUGAAAAAUAUUUAAAAAUGAAAAAUUGACUAGAUAAAUGGUUUAGUUUACCUCCUUCAUAUUCACAACCUUUUGGUUAAUAUUCAAACUGAAGCUAAUUAGACACACACAAUAACAGCAUAGGAAAUUCUGCUUAAACUAGUUGCUCCAAGGCAACAGCGAAAGUCAUGAUUCCUAAAAUGGGUCUGACGCAGUGUUGCCAUAUUUUCAUCUGUACUGGAAGCUGUAAAAAUCAUGUUCAUUUGUACUAUUUCGUCAAAAAUCGGUUCCAUUGGAACAUAGUUGUUUAGUUUGUAAACCUGUGAUAAAACAAUUCCAACGACGUUCGUUCAUUGUUUUGAGAAAACUGUGACUGCAUUAACUCCGUUUAUAUUGGUUCUGAACUACUAGCUCGCUUGUCAUUGAAACUUUUAGAUUGCGAGAUCGCGUUCAUUGUGUCGUUACUGAGUCUGUCAACGUUUAGUCUGAUUCUUUUCUAGCAAUUUGCAAAAUCUGUACUUGUCUGUACUUUUUCACAAAAAUUCGGCAGUAAUGGUCUGACGAGCUCGAGUUGGUGCAUAAAAAAACCUAAAUUAAUCCACCUAGCGGUCAGACCCUGCCUUCCUCAUUUAAACUUAUUAUUUGUAAAAAUAGAUUUACAUGAACGCUUAAAUCCAAUAAAGGUAUAUUCACUCUUUGGGUUCUAAAAUAUUGAUGUUGUAAUUGAAGUAUAAAAUAUGAAAUUCGAUGUAACAUUAGUGCUGAAAAAAGAUCGAAAUAAAAGAAAUGACUCUUAAUUUCGAACAAUUUAAUCACGAGCGAUACCGGGAACGUUCAAAUAGUACGAUACCACAUUUAAAUCAUGUUGAGGCCACAUAUAUUGAUCAAAGCAGGUAUAGUUUUAAAUAGUCUUUGAAUUUCUUUUCUUUCCAAAACUUUUGAGCCACAUAGCAAAUUGUUAUGAAGUUUGUUAUUUGUAAGUUUGAGAGAUGACUCGUUCGUAUGACACUAGUUAUGUUCAAACAAGUCGUGUAAUCUUUGAGAUAAUAGACUUUCGUUGUUUCAACAAUUUAAUACAUAACGGUUGCUUAAGUUCGAUUACAACUUUUGGACCGUGGCACCCCGGGAAUGGCACUCGAAAGGCUCUUUACAUCGGAUUAAAUAAACGGUCCCGAUUGCAACUAAUUGAAAGCUAUUCAUUCACGACACGUUAAAACGGUACAAAAACUGUAAUGGCCGGACAACAUUCUUUUCAUCUAUUCGCAUUUCCAGCAUCGCACAUGACAGCUAUGCUGCCGUGGCGAGUCCUGCGACUUUGCGCUGCGUCGGUUGACCGAGAAAACAAGCGCAGCACAACAGGGUUGUCCACAUCUCCCCUCUUAAUAGAGGUGGUACGGGUCGAACCUUAGCGGCGGUCUUCGAAUCCUUGAAGAGCGCCUUGCGAGAUUUGCCACCGGCUCCACUUCGAUAGCAGACUCGAAUUCACUUGAUGUUGUUGAUAACGUUGAGCCAGACGGGACAACGGCCGAGAACUCAUGGCGUUGCGUAGACGUAGCACGAAUCGGACCAGAACCUUGCACGGUUCCCUCUGGACUAUACAAUGGUACUGAUGGAGGCGAAGGCGACCGGUGCGACGGCAUGGGCGUAACCGGCGACAGGGCCGGCGUACCUGGCGAUAGUCUUGGAAGAUCCCAGGCAUCCAACAGUAUGUCGAGCGGUAGUGAAUGCUGAUUCGAGGCAGUUUGCUCAGCGGAUUGCUUCGAUGUCGUGGUAGCAGCAGAGCGACUCCGAAGUUGGUUGACAUGAGAGCGUAACAUUCGUCGAUCUUCGACCCACACGUUGUACAUCACGUUUCCUAUCUUCACGAUGACGACACCGGGAGCCCAUUUCCAACCAUUCUGACCAUAGUUUAGCGUAUACGUGGUCGUUUUGGCCGAAGGUCCUCUGUUCCUUGCGGUUGUCGUUCGUUGGCACCGGAGCAUGUACCGAUGGUGGACGCAGAAGCUCGAGGCACGUCCGGAUUUUGCGACCAAUUAUGACCUCGGAUGGCGACUUAUGAUCAGGCAGGGCCCGGUUGGCCGUGCUUCGGUAAGUUAGCAGAAAGAUGUCCAGUGCUUCUUGGAUGGAUUCUCUCCCCUCUCUGAUUUUCUUGACGGCCCGCUUGAAGGUGUCCACAUAUCGCUCCGCUUGGCCAUUCGAUUGCGGAUGAAACGGGGCUGUCGUGACGUGCUCAAUGGCAUUGGAAGCGCAGAAAUAGGCGAAUAGUGCGCAGGUGAAUUGAGUACCGUUGUCGCUGACUAAAGCUUCCGGCAUACCUAACCGAGCGAACAACCCCCGCAGGAUGUUACAGGUCACAGCAGUGGUGAUGCGGGUCGUUUGAAUGAUCAGGCCAUUUGGAAAACGAAUCGAUAGCGAGUAGGUAAUAGUCCCCUUCGAUUGGAACGGCAAAGUCGAUGUGGACCGGUAAAGAGCGAGGAGGUGAUCGAGCAACGGACGCACACUGCUGGCAUGCCCUCACGAAGCUGGUAAUGUCGGUAUCCAUACAGGGCCAGUAGACGUAGCUUCGAGCGAUGGCCUUCAUACGCUGCAUGCCGGGAUAACCACGAUGAAGCUGUUAAAGGCACCGCUUCCAACGAAGCGACGGGAUAACAAGUCGUUUGUUAAAUAAGAAGCACCCAUUUACCACAGAGAGCGAUUCUUGGCGAGAUUGGAACUGGCGAAGCUCAGACCUUCGAGCUGUAACUGGGGCCAGCCGUUCUGGACGUAGCGGUGGACUUGGCGGAGCAGUGGAUUUGCAUGGGUGCUUUGCGCAACGACUCUGAAAUUGAGAGGCAACACUUUAACCGUAUUAGAUACUACCGACCUAAGAUCCUCUUCCAGAAUGAGGCUCGCGAUGACGUAGUCCUCCUCAGGCUUGACGUGUUGAUCGAUAAGGCGGGAGAGCACGUCCGCUGGUGGACACGUACUCAAUCUCGAAGUCGUAGAGCAACAAGGUGAGGGCAAAGCGUUGCAGACGAUUAGCGGUGUGUACAGGAAUCCCCUUCUUGGAACCGUAAAUGCGUAGCAGCGGGCGAUGAUCAGUUUGAAGUCAUAGUGCCGUCCGAAGAGCAUCUUGUGAAACUUCGUGACGGCGAAGAUCAUGGCCAAACCUUCACGAUCGGGCUGGCUAUAACCUUGCUCUGCCUUCGUGAGUGUUCGAGAUGCGUGUUGAACGACCUUGAUGGUGCCAUCAGGGAACCUGUGGCUAAUGGUAGCCCUGAGACCAACGGAAGAAGCGUCAGCAGCCAUGAUGAUCUCCCGCCUUAUAUCGUAGUGCGUGAGGAGAAGAUCCGACGAGAGAAUCCGUUUAAAUUGGUCGAAGGAGUUUUGGCACUCUGAACUCCAGUGAAACUUUACAUCCGACUUGAGAAGGUUGUCGAGCGGAUAGCGUAGCAUGCGCAUGUUGGGGAAGAACUUCCUAUAAUAGUUUAUGGCCCCCAGGAAAGAGCGCACACCGGAUACAUCGGUUGGAGGAGGCAGCCUAGAAAUCGCCUCGAUUUUGGCCGGAUCCGGGUGUAGCCCACGGCAAUCCACGAUGUGCCCCAAGGAUCGGAUUUGCUGCUUGCGAAACGUACACUUCUCGACUCGGAUUGUGAAUCCAAAUUUUUUUUUAGGCUGUAGAAUCUUCCGUAGGUUGUGCUUGUGCUCCUCCUCCGUUUCGCUGCCGACGGUGACGUCAUCGAGGUAGCCAGAGGUGCCUUUCAGUCCGGCUAGCAUUGCGUCGAUGAGCUGUUGGAACGCACCAGGUGCAAUCUUCACCCCUGGAGGAAGGCGGUUGUAGAGGUAGAGGCCACGAUGUGUGUUGAUUUUCAACAAACUACGGUACUGCUCGUCGACUUCGACCUGCAAAAAAGCAUCGGACGAAUCUAUCUGGCUAAUGAUCUUACAGUUUGCCAGCUUGGCAAAGAUGUCGUCCGGAAGUGGAAGUGGAUACUGCCGCGGUUGAAGAGCUGAAUUCAGACCCGUUGAGUAGUCUCCGCAAAUCCUGAUGGAGCCAUUGGCUUUGCGGACAACGACGAUCGGGGCGGCCUAAUUGGAAUAAUCGACCGGAGUGAUGACGUUCAACUUCUCUAACCGGUCAAGCUCUUGGUCUGCUUCAUGCAUCGCAUAUGCUACCGGACGCUUCGGGCAGAAAACGGGUCGAACGUGUUCUUUGAGCUCCAACUUCACUUUCGUUUUGGUGCCGAGAUUCUCGCGAAAAACUUCAGGAAAUGACGAUUUGAGUGCACCCGACGUAGGCGAACCUGUCACAAUGCAGCAGAAAGUAUUCAUCGGGACCGACCAGAGAUUGAAGCGGUCUACCAAUCGGAACCGAGUAACUGAAGUUGAUUUUGGGUCUCCGAUAGUAACGUCGCACAGUGCGUUGAGCCAUAGACAAAAAUCGGGUUUCUUUCUUUUUUAUUUGGAUGCACCAAGUAUUCAGAAGUGUUCACAGAUAUCUCCUGGGUUGUGAACAAGUAUUGGUGAGCUUUGGGAAGCAUCACAAAUAAUAAUACAAGCAUAGCAAGCGUCAGCGUCCAGAGCAAUCAUUAGUUUCACAUUUCGUGCUAAAUUGUCGCGCGUUUUCUAAACGUUGGUAAAACUUAAUUACUUCGUGUAUUCCAAUACAACAAAAUGGAAAAUAACAAUCAAGAUUAGUGCAAUAUAUUUCAUUGAUAGAGAGACUUGGUUUCGUUUGCGUGUAUGAUUAAUCGGUAUGAUGAGUUGGUGAAGGUAUUAAUCCUUAAAAAACGCGAACUCAAACUUUCGUUAGCGUUUUAAAAAAAGUUCCACCGAGUUUUUCUAUAAAACAUACAUCCAAAGUUUGCUUGAAGUGUCCUCUACAAAAUAUAUAAAAAUUAGCUGCAACUUCCUGCAACUCUGAGAGAUUUUUUAUUUUUCGUAUGUCAAUCCCGAUCGCUCGUGAAGCGGCAGAUAUUUGAAAAGUGGUUUAACUGCAACGCAAGCAAAAGAACAUCAUGUGUAUUUCGAUUUUGUCAAAAUCGUGUAGUUUUGAUUUUUGUCCCGUCUUACCCUACAUUCAACGCACUGUGCGUCGCACUGAAAUUCUCUGUCGAUCGCAAGAAUGCAACCAGAUGCCGUUUUCGCUUUCACUGUUGCCAACGAUAACGCAAGACCAGGGCUGCUGAAUAUCACUUUGUUGCAUUUGUAUUCAUUCAUUAUUGCCGAAGCACAACAGCACGUGGCAACAGUGUAUUCACUCAGCAAUGGAAACAACGCCUAUGGUGAACUGAACUGUUACGAGUGGCUUUUGGGCGAAGAAUAGUUAUUAAAACGUAAUAUGAUUACCUUCGUGUUUGACUCGUAUUGGCUACGAUUUACUCAAGUCAUCCGAAGGGAUAUUGAGCGAUCGAAUGGGAAAACAUCGUUUCAGAAGCCUUGUCACUCAAAUCAAUUCCGAUGGAUAUUCACUGUGAAUGGUAUUACCAAUCGCAAUGAUGCUUCGGGGCGAAUCCAAACGAAAAAUAAAAAUUGCCGAGGAAGAAA